ACUAGAUAUGGGCAUGCAGGAAGCAAACAUGGAAAGCCAGCUGGACUAGAAGUGGCAGACCCUGGUGGGAAGGAUCACAAGACGUCGAGCUGCUCUGCCAGAACAUGCCGGCCGCCCUGGGACAGAUUCUCCUCCUGUUCGCCGUGGCACUCCAUGCAGCUCCAGGAGAAUCGGUACCUGUGCCGAAAUGGUUGUGCGAGUGCCCGCAGACGAGGGAAACUGUGCCGUGGAAAAGCAUCACAGACUUCCAGGUGAUACCAAAGAGCUCCUUCUGCAGCAGGGUGGAGAUUGUGGUCACCCAGGGAAAUGCAAAAGUCUGCCUCAAUCCAGAGUCAAAACAAGGACAGAAGAUACAGGAAUGCUGGGAUAAAAUAAAGAAUAAACCGAAAGGAACGAGAAAAAAAUGCAGGCGAACCAAAUCUUAGACACCACAUAUCGCACCAGCUCUGCAGCACCGACUAACAAGCUUAACAGUUUCAGGUUGUUUGCCGCUGUCAUUUUAAAGCGCGCUUACUUUUUAUAGGUUGUUUAAGAACUAGGAGAAUAUUUUGUGUUGCUUAGUUUUCAUAACUGAUUCGUUUGUCAUUAACACAGUAUUUUAUAUUCUGUAUAAUAUAUUAUUUGCAUUGUAUAUUUUACCAUUCAAGUUUGGGAGGGGUCAGGGAAUAUGUUAUGCUUUAAUUGUUUGCGUUUAUCAUUUUGAUCAUGAUAACGGUACAUCAAGUUAUUAUAGUAAACUUUGCGUGGUUGUAUUCGUAAGUUCGUAACUUCUUUUAAUGACAAAUAUAUAAAUAAAAUGACCCGCAAAGAAUUACGCGGCACCUCUUGCUAUAGGCCUACACAGACACUUUUUUAAUAAUAAAAUACUUCACUGACACACUGAAGUGGUGAAAUCUUUACUGCAAAAUAAAUCCGCGAUCGUAGUAAAAAUAUCAACAUUAUCUGGCAUCUUUGCCUGACGACCCGGGCAGCACCUCCGUUAAGAAGCCAAUAAACUGGUUUGCCCACCUGUUUAAUCUAAACCUGCUGUGAUAUCGAUAACCAAGCAAAGGCAGCUACGUCCGGCGGCGAGGGAAUAUACAGAUCAGUAUCUCAAACUGUCGCUGUCAAACUGCGUGCUUUUUACCACGGAAAUUAAAAUUCAGAAAUACAAAUUAUAACGGUGGAUAAUGGCCAAGGUUCUGCACGCUACCGUCUCCCACUCAAAAUUAAGUACAUAAACAGAAUCAAGUGGAUCUCCAGGGAGCAGGAGUGCAAUCUCAGUGCGUUUAAGGACAGAAAAUAAAAUAUAUUACACAGUCGUUUAAAAUGAUCCAGAACUUAACAUUUUAAAAGGCUAACUUGGUUGUUAACGACUACAAGGGCUAAACAUUGAUUCUAAUACAGUGCAUCCAUUAGUUUCUGCAAUGUAAAAUGCAGAUAAUUACACUGGUUUCCAUGCAUAUUAUCGUGCUUCGGAUGAUGCCCAAACUUACAGUAGUAAUUAAUUCAUUCCAUUCUGGGGGGAAAAAGAUACAAACCGAUUUGAUAUCACAGGUUAAGUAAAGAAAUCACGGCAGUUGCUCUCGGGAGCAAUCUUAUUUGUAUGAUUCCCUUAUUCUUUUAACCCCGUUAACCUACCGCCUCCCACCCACCAAAAAAACGGUCAGCUUUGUUCAUUUGUACUCGAUACAAACAAUAAACUAGAUUGUCUCACUUAUUGUUACAGUGGUAUUGCAGUGGUCAGUGCAAUCUGAGAUUACAAACGUUUUCUUACCAUUUCCUCUAGGACAAAAAGAACUGCGUGUUAUUUUACUUCCAAAAGUUCCACUUCCCAAUUCCAAAUCAGAUUCCUCGUUUUAUCCACGUAGUACUAUCGUGACCGUACACGUCCUGAAAGACGGAGCCCCCAAACAACCAAAAAAAAAAUUAAAAAAACACUCUCAA
This is a messenger RNA of Paramormyrops kingsleyae, 1926 nucleotides long. NCBI's taxonomy places the organism in Eukaryota, Metazoa, Chordata, Actinopteri, Osteoglossiformes, Mormyridae. The record is from RefSeq and is a predicted model, not a curated record.